AGCCAGUACGCGACCUUGCCGCAUUAAAUAUAGACUACCGACGAUUCUGUCGCCAACAAACAGUACAAUCGCGAUCAGACGUUAUCACUGAAAAUGUAUAGAUUAGGUGUUAAUCACACAGUGGACGGUAUUGUGUAUACUUAAUGUGGUAUUGAUACGUUGUGUUAAAAUGUCCGAGUCUUCCGCAUCCGGAAGAAAAUUGGUUCUAAGCACGCUCCUAGAAACAGACCACUACGAGAGCCUAAUAAAGGACCUCACGUGUACAAAAUGUAACAAAUAUAUGAAGCCUCCAAUAUAUCUAUGUGUGGAUGGACAUAGUAUAUGUGGGCUCUGCUAUGAGAAGAGCUACCAAUGUCAUGUUUGCAAGAAAGAGUUCGCGCUGAUACGACCUCAGAUUUUAGAGUCAUUAGCGAAUAAAAUGAUGUUCCCGUGCACCAACGAGGGAUGUCCGAAGCACGCAAAUCUUUCGUUACUCGAGAAGCAUAUUGCACACUGUCAAUAUCGGAUCAUAAAAUGUUUUAUGGCUAGAGUUUAUGGUGAGUGCAUAUGGGAAGGCAGAGCUGGAGAAUGGAUGGACCACUGUUUUGCUGAACAUAAGGAAAAGGUUACUGACCUACCUUUCAUCACUGUCAACGACAAGUGGAAUGGAAAACGGACGGAGCCAGUCCUAAACUACUUCCUACUUAAAUGCUAUGACAGAAUUUUUAAUGUUUAUCAAAUAUAUGACAAAAAAGGCGGAAGAAUGAUGUGGACAGUUCUAGUAAAUGACGACCAAGCAGAGAAAUUCUAUUUUGAGGUUGACAUAUUUCUACCUAAUGUUCCAAGCAAGAGGAUCGUGUAUAGACGUCCUUGUAAAUGCGAAAAGGAUGCCGAUUUUCUGGAGCAUACACAAAACGUCUUCAUUCCUAUUGAAAAUAUUUUUUCCAUGCUGGACGAAAGUGAAUCAAUUAAUUUUACUGUUCGUAUUGGUGAAGUGGAAAACUUGCCUCUUUUGGAAUCGCCCACAGCAAGUGAGAGCCUUAUAUUGCUAAACAGCGAUUACAAAGAAGAAGAAGAAUAGAAUGAGAUUUGUACGGAUUUAAUAUUUUGUGUGUAUUAAUUAUGCAUUCCUGAUUGGCGUGUACUUGCUUUGUGUACGUGUUUUUAAAUUUCAUGUAGAGAUGGAAAGUUCCCUUUCCAUUUAGUCAUAAAAAACCUGUCUCUUUUCAUCACCCCGUAAACACAAUUUGUCAGACAAGGAGGAAAGAGUUAAAAUAGUGCACUUGUGUAAUUUAUUUUUUGAAGAGGGGUUUAAGUGAAGUUGUGUUCUACAUUUCCUAUGUCUUGAUAUUGUUCGUGUUUAUUUAUCAUAUUUAUGCAAGUAUUAUAGUUGAAAUUAAUUUCAGUAUAAUGGGAUUUAAACGUAAUUUUCACAUAUUUAAACGUUUUACUUGUGAAGCAUGACAGAUUAAUAAUUUAUAAAGAAAAUAAUAAUAAUGCCUCUUUUUUGCGUAUUUUAAUAUGUUACAUACAUGGUACUAAUAUUGAUUGUUGUGGAUAUAUAAUAAUUUAACGGCAGGAUAUAAUUCUAUAUUUAAAAAUACAUGAUCAAUAUAAUAAUACUAAUAAUAUUACUAGAUAAUCUAAAAUUUUCUCUAUUCAAAUUUUUAAUGGUUUUUACUAAACAAUUAUUAUUUCUUAAAAAUAAGUAACAAAUUAUAACAUCUGUAAUUAAAUUUCAUCAAAACAUCUCGAUUAUACUAAUAAUGAACAAAAAACCGUGCCCUAAGUAUUUUUUUUACUAAGAUACAGAGCCCGAAUAUCCUGCCUGACAAAUGUAAUAAAAAAUACUUGGAAUCUAUAAGAUGUUAUCCUACCUUAUAGCGGAAAAUACGCAAGCUUUAUAUAUUAUCAAGCAAGUUAUUAAAGUUGAAUACAAGCUAUUUGGUUUAUCAUUCGCAUAUUCAAUAUCAAACGAGGAGAUGAUUUCAAAUUAAUUAAUAUUUUGAUACAAAGUAAUAGUUAAUUAGUUGUAGUUCUGAAACUUCAGGGUAUAAAUGUUAUUUUAGUGAAUAAACGUAGAUAUCAUA
Molecule: messenger RNA, 2069 nt
Organism: Pieris brassicae (large cabbage white)
Lineage: Eukaryota; Metazoa; Arthropoda; Insecta; Lepidoptera; Pieridae
Product: E3 ubiquitin-protein ligase siah-1
Exons: 7
Coding region: 170-1060 (296 amino acids)
Biological process (GO): multicellular organism development; proteasome-mediated ubiquitin-dependent protein catabolic process
Cellular component (GO): cytoplasm
Molecular function (GO): ubiquitin conjugating enzyme binding; ubiquitin protein ligase activity
Source: RefSeq, a predicted model, not a curated record